Molecule: messenger RNA, 4180 nt
Organism: Propithecus coquereli (Coquerel's sifaka)
Lineage: Eukaryota; Metazoa; Chordata; Mammalia; Primates; Indriidae
Gene: PDS5B
Product: PDS5 cohesin associated factor B
Exons: 30
Biological process (GO): mitotic sister chromatid cohesion; DNA repair
Cellular component (GO): chromatin; nucleus
Source: RefSeq, a predicted model, not a curated record
AUUUCCGUCAUGGCUCAUUCAAAGACAAGGACCAAUGAUGGAAAAAUUACUUAUCCUCCUGGUGUCAAGGAAAUCUCAGAUAAAAUAUCUAAAGAGGAGAUGGUGAGACGGUUAAAGAUGGUUGUGAAAACUUUCAUGGAUAUGGACCAGGACUCUGAAGAAGAAAAGGAACUGUAUCUAAACCUAGCUUUACAUCUUGCUUCAGAUUUUUUCCUCAAGCAUCCUGAUAAAGAUGUUCGCUUACUAGUAGCCUGCUGCCUUGCUGAUAUUUUCAGGAUUUAUGCUCCUGAAGCUCCUUACACAUCCCCCGAUAAACUAAAGGAUAUAUUUAUGUUUAUAACAAGGCAGUUGAAGGGGCUAGAAGAUACAAAGAGCCCACAGUUCAAUAGGUAUUUUUAUUUACUUGAGAACAUUGCUUGGGUCAAGUCAUAUAACAUAUGCUUCGAGUUAGAGGACAGCAAUGAAAUUUUUACCCAACUAUACAGAACUUUAUUUUCAGUUAUAAACAAUGGCCACAAUCAGAAAGUUCAUAUGCACAUGGUAGACCUCAUGAGUUCUAUUAUUUGUGAAGGUGAUACAGUAUCUCAGGAGCUUUUGGAUACAGUUUUAGUAAAUCUGGUACCUGCUCAUAAGAAUUUAAACAAGCAAGCAUAUGAUUUGGCAAAGGCUUUACUGAAGAGGACAGCUCAAGCUAUUGAACCGUAUAUUACCAAUGUAAGUGUACUUGUAAUUGGGGUCAGAGGACUAGCAGAGUGCUCUGAACAUACUUUCAAUUAUGUACUUAUUCCCAAUGUCUUGUCCAUUAUUUUCUUAUUUCUCCUUCUGUGGUUGUGUUUUAUAUUUUAGAGCAAUGAUAAUGAGGAACGUCUACAAGUUGUUAAAUUACUGGCAAAAAUGUUUGGAGCAAAGGAUUCAGAAUUGGCUUCUCAAAACAAACCACUUUGGCAGUGCUAUUUGGGCAGGUUUAAUGAUAUCCAUGUACCAAUCCGCCUGGAAUGUGUGAAAUUUGCUAGCCAUUGUCUCAUGAACCAUCCUGAUUUAGCAAAGGACUUAACAGAGUAUCUCAAAGUGAGGUCACAUGACCCUGAGGAAGCUAUUAGACAUGAUGUUAUUGUGUCUAUAGUUACUGCUGCUAAAAAGGAUAUUCUUCUGGUCAAUGAUCACUUACUUAAUUUUGUGAGAGAGAGAACAUUAGACAAACGGUGGAGAGUGCGCAAAGAAGCCAUGAUGGGACUUGCCCAAAUUUAUAAGAAAUAUGCUUUACAAUCAGCAGCUGGAAAAGAUGCUGCAAAACAGAUAUCAUGGAUCAAAGACAAAUUGCUACAUAUAUAUUAUCAAAACAGUAUUGAUGAUCGAUUACUUGUUGAACGGAUCUUUGCUCAAUACAUGGUUCCUCACAAUUUGGAAACUACAGAACGGAUGAAGUGCUUAUAUUACUUGUAUGCCACACUGGAUUUAAAUGCUGUGAAAGCAUUGAAUGAAAUGUGGAAAUGUCAAAAUCUGCUUCGACAUCAAGUAAAGGAUUUGCUUGACUUAAUUAAGCAACCCAAAACAGAUGCCAGUGUCAAGGCCAUAUUUUCAAAAGUGAUGGUUAUUACAAGAAAUUUGCCAGAUCCUGGUAAGGCUCAAGAUUUCAUGAAGAAAUUCACACAGGUGUUGGAAGAUGAUGAGAAAAUAAGAAAACAGUUAGAAGUACUUGUUAGUCCAACAUGUUCCUGCAAACAGGCUGAAGGUUGUGUGCGUGAAAUAACUAAGAAGUUGGGCAACCCCAAACAGCCUACAAAUCCUUUCCUGGAAAUGAUCAAGUUUCUGUUGGAGAGAAUAGCACCUGUGCACAUAGAUACUGAAUCUAUCAGUGCUCUUAUUAAGCAAGUGAACAAAUCUAUAGAUGGAACAGCAGAUGAUGAAGAUGAGGGUGUUCCAACUGAUCAAGCUAUCAGGGCAGGUCUUGAACUGCUUAAGGUACUCUCAUUUACACAUCCCAUUUCCUUUCAUUCUGCUGAAACAUUUGAAUCACUCUUGGCUUGUCUCAAAAUGGAUGAUGAAAAAGUAGCAGAAGCUGCAUUACAAAUUUUUAAAAACACAGGAAGCAAAAUCGAAGAGGAUUUCCCACAUAUCAGAUCAGCCUUGCUUCCUGUUUUACAUCACAAAUCUAAAAAAGGACCCCCUCGUCAAGCGAAAUAUGCCAUUCAUUGUAUCCAUGCAAUAUUUUCUAGUAAAGAGACCCAGUUUGCACAGAUAUUUGAGCCUCUGCAUAAGAGUUUAGAUCCAAGCAAUCUGGAACAUCUCAUAACACCAUUGGUUACUAUUGGCCAUAUUGCUCUCCUUGCACCUGAUCAGUUUGCUGCUCCAUUGAAAUCUUUGGUAGCUACUUUCAUCGUGAAGGAUCUUCUCAUGAACGAUCGGCUUCCAGGAAAAAAGACAACUAAACUUUGGGUUCCAGAUGAAGAAGUAUCUCCUGAGACCAUGGUGAAAAUUCAGGCUAUUAAAAUGAUGGUUCGAUGGCUACUUGGAAUGAAAAAUAAUCACAGUAAAUCAGGAACUUCUACCUUAAGAUUGUUAACAACAAUAUUGCAUAGUGAUGGAGACUUGACAGAACAGGGGAAAAUUAGUAAACCAGAUAUGUCACGCCUGAGACUUGCUGCUGGGAGUGCUAUUGUGAAGCUGGCACAAGAACCCUGUUACCAUGAAAUCAUCACAUUAGAGCAGUAUCAGCUAUGCGCAUUAGCUAUCAACGAUGAAUGCUAUCAAGUAAGACAAGUAUUUGCUCAGAAACUUCACAAAGGCCUUUCCCGCUUACGGCUUCCACUGGAGUAUAUGGCAAUCUGUGCACUUUGCGCAAAAGAUCCUGUAAAAGAGAGAAGAGCUCAUGCUAGACAAUGCUUGGUGAAAAAUAUAAAUGUAAGACGCGAGUAUCUGAAGCAGCAUGCAGCUGUUAGUGCAUUGCAGAAACUGUACACCGUGUGUGAUGUUGCCAUGAAUAUCAUCAUGUCAAAGAGCACCACAUACAGUUUGGAAUCUCCUAAAGACCCAGUCCUACCAGCUCGUUUUUUCACUCAACCUGACAAGAAUUUCAGUAACACCAAAAAUUAUCUGCCUCCAGAAAUGAAAUCGUUUUUCACUCCUGGAAAAUCUGAAUUGGAGAAGCCUAGAAGCCGUAAAAAAACACCCGUCACAGACCCAGAGGAGAAAUUAGGUGUGGAUGACCUGACUAAGUUGGUGCAGGAACAGAAACCUAAAGGCAGUCAGAGAGGUCGGAAAAGAGGCCAUACAGCUUCAGAAUCGGAUGAACAGCAGUGGCCUGAGGAAAAGAGGCUUAAAGAAGAUAUAUUAGAAAAUGAGGAUGAACAGAACAGUCCACCAAAAAAGGGUAAAAGAGGUCGUCCACCAAAACCUCUUGGUGGAGGUACACCAAAAGAGGAGCCAACAGUGAAAACCUCUAAAAAAGGAAGCAAAAAAAAAUCUGGACCUCCAGCAGCAGAGGAAGAGGAAGAAGAAGAAAGACAAAGUGGAAAUACAGAACAGAAAUCCAAAAGCAAACAGCACCGAGCAUCAAGGAGAGCACAGCAAAGAGCAGAAUCUCCUGAAACUAGUGCAGUUGAAUCCACACAAUCCACACCACAGAAAGGACGAGGAAGACCAUCAAAAACGCCAUCACCAUCACAACCAAAAAAAAAUGUCCGUGUAGGACGCUCCAAACAAGCAGCUACUAAGGAAAAUGAUUCAAGCGAAGAAGUAGAUGUGUUUCAGGGUAGUUCUCCUGUCAAUGAUGAUAUUCCACAGGAAGAAACAGAAGAAGAGGAAGUUUCUACAGUAAAUGUACGACGGAGAAGUUCUAAAAGGGAAAGGCGAUGAACAAAUGUAAUUAAUAACUUUUUGAAAGCUUUGGAAAAACUAAUUUUUUGUCAAGCCUGAGGCUGAAUAAAUAAAGCCUUUGAUGCACAAAAUGGGACUGCUGAAGAGUGGACAGUUGGACCUUACUUUGAUGACCCUGGGUGUUUUGUGGUCACAUGCUUUAGCCAUACGCAUGAUAACAUUGACUAUGGAGUCUUGUGAAGGUGUAAUGUGCGAUGGCUAUGUAGACAUAAACUAAAGAAGAAACUUGUAAAUAUCUUUUUUCUUUUUUUUAAUGUUUCUGACUUCUAAAGUGCUUGUAUAGCUUUUAUCUGCGGCUUUAAAC